Molecule: messenger RNA, 1283 nt
Organism: Aplysia californica (California sea hare)
Lineage: Eukaryota; Metazoa; Mollusca; Gastropoda; Aplysiida; Aplysiidae
Product: myotubularin-related protein DDB_G0290005
Exons: 4
Coding region: 278-1222 (314 amino acids)
Source: RefSeq, a predicted model, not a curated record
GCCCAUCUUGUCUUCUACUAUCUUUGUUAUACUCCAACAUUUACAAAUGUUUUCCAAGCCUACGUCACUUCCGAAGGCGCCAAAAACAAAGAAGUGUAAAUACCUUGCAAGAAACUCUUACCACUGAAGAACCUCCUGACAUACGUAAGUCAAAGAAAUGAGCUUAUGCCACGGCAGUGCGUUAUUAACACCGACUAAAAUGUUUCAGACAAACAUAUUUGGAAAAGAACUAAAUCAUUGAAACAAAACCCUUGAGAUCUCAGCAUACAAAGAGGUCAUGUCGUCUGAACAGUCAAACAUGAAGCACCACCAUCACCACCACCACCACCAUCAUCAUCAUCACAAUAAAAAUAGCGCAGACGAAACAUGCAGUAGUAAGUUCACGGGGUCAAACGGUAACCAGAGUCCAAUAAAGCAGCUCCCGAAGGGUCGAGGAAAGGAAAGCCGGACACAGGGCAGUCCAAGGACAGCAGUUGCGUCAUCGACUCCUACCAAGAAGAGAGGCAGCAGCUCCCGUGCCAAACGCAGUGUAGGCCCGCCGAGAUGCGCCGUGAAUGGUCCCUUGUACUCAUGCCUCAACAGCCCCGCAGUGGCCUGCAAAAACUACGGUUCCAGCACGGACGAUACCCUGAAGACAGUGCGGCCCCCUAAUCCUUACACUGAACUGUUGAAGAACUUGGGUGCUGAGGAUAUCACUAAAAUGCCUGAUAUGUAUGGCCUGGCUAGUCCGGCAAAGGAGGUGAGUCCUCCACCAAGCCUGGGCCAAGACGGCGCGAAGACCACGACCACCUCGAUCACCGUCUCGACCACCACCUCGAUCACCACCACCACCUCGCCCAUCACUAGCGCCAGAGACGACCGGGGUAGCGGUGAGCCCAGGAGCGAAGCGGGAGGCGAUGGCGAAGACGAGGAGGAUGAGGAGGACGAGAAGGGCAUGCCUAAUGCCGUCCGUAUGCCCGAACCCUCAAAGAUUUGCAGAACAUCCAUCCAGGAACAAGUUAAAGAGCGCCACACUCGGGCAAUGGAGGACAUAGCUCGCAGCCAGGAGCCCGGGGAGAUUUUGGCCCACUUGCUGACCAGCGGCUACUUCAACGUGUGCUACUGGGACCACGCCCGGACCACCGUGGACAAUCUGAAUAUGAAGAACGGUAGGAAGAAAGGAGUGGAGAGACUCUAUUCACUACUGUGCAAGCGUAUCCCCAACAUGAUUGAACUACCGUAACUACAGCACAGUGUACCGCCUUUUGCAUAGGAAGAAAUAAACCAUAGAACUUUGAACCCUA